Hibiscus syriacus is the source of this 883-nucleotide messenger RNA. RefSeq lists its product as uncharacterized. The record is from RefSeq and is a predicted model, not a curated record. Lineage: Eukaryota; Viridiplantae; Streptophyta; Magnoliopsida; Malvales; Malvaceae. The annotation marks the transcript as partial. The transcript is spliced from 5 exons.
AAAUCUGUCCUCUCUCCUCCCAAUGGCUCUCGCUUCUCUUCAGUCUUUACCCAUCCACUCGCCAUCUCCACCCUCGCGCGCUGCCCUUCACCCACCGCUUUCCACACCUGCCAUAGUCGUCAUCGUCGUUGUUUCCUAACUUUUGUUACUUUUAGCCCAUCUUCCCCUCAACCCGCAACUCAUUCAACCGGUGAAAAUGUUUUGUCGUCUAAAACUCAUCAGCCCCCAAAUCACUUACUGGAAUCCUCAAGACCCCAUGAUCCAGGCAGCUUAAACUAUGCCUUAGCCAAUCCUAAUGGUAAAUCGCUACUCGGUCUUGCUCGUUUCACUGAGUCAAACAUCGAAAAGACAAUAUUUGACUUCCGUUUCUUGGCUCUUUUCGCCGUUGGAGGUUCGUUGUUAUGCUUUCUAAAUGGUUGUGUAUGCAUUGCUGAAGCUUACAAGGUCUAUUGGACAAGCUGUGUUACAGGGAUUCACACUGGGAAUAUGGUUCUUCCGUUGGCUGAAGCAAUUGAUGUUUAUCUUGCUGGGUCUGUGAUGUUAAUAUUUGGUAUGGGAUUGUCUGGAUUAUUCAUCAGUAACUCGAACCCGGAAUUGCCAUCCAAUGUCGAUCGUGCCCUUAGGGGCUCAUCCUUGUUGGGAAUGUUCGCCAUGAAGGAGAGGCCAAAAUGGAUGAAAAUAAGUUCCCUGGAUGAACUGAAGACGAAGGUGGGGCAUGUAAUAGUGAUGAUCCUUUUAGUGAAGAUGUUUGAAAGAAGCAAAAUGGUGGCAAUAAACACUGGCAUGGAUCUGCUUACUUAUUCUAUUUGUAUCUUUCUCUCUUCUGCUUCUCUCUACAUCCUUCACCAUCUUCACAAGCCGGAGUAGUUGGUGUAGAUUCCCU